This is a messenger RNA of Oreochromis aureus, 1962 nucleotides long. RefSeq lists its product as uncharacterized. Gene Ontology annotation, cellular component: external side of plasma membrane. The record is from RefSeq and is a predicted model, not a curated record. The coding region runs from base 106 to 1962 and encodes 618 amino acids. Lineage: Eukaryota; Metazoa; Chordata; Actinopteri; Cichliformes; Cichlidae. Gene Ontology annotation, biological process: immune response; T cell costimulation; negative regulation of T cell proliferation. The transcript is spliced from 9 exons.
GCGUGGGCGUGUUUGGGAGCUGCAGGUGUGUCCAGGUGUGGGUUCGUUGGGUCAGCAGAGGAUUUAACGGGACUUUGUGUCGGUUUGAGUUGUUUUUAAAGGAGGAUGAAGACGCUGGUGGUGUUCCUGCUCCUCAUGAACGUUUCCCAGCAUGCUCUGACUAUGUUGUUAGAGGUUAACAAGGGGGUAGAGUCUGUCCUGCUGCCCUGCCAGUACUCCGGUAUUAUACCUGAGAUAAAUCCCAUUGUGAUGUGGACUCGCUAUGAUCUCAAUCCCAAAUCUGUCCACUUACAACGAGAAGGAGGAGAUGAUCUUGGAGAGCAAAACCAGCAUUACAGAGGGCGCACAUCAAUGAGGCCUGAUGCUCUGGACACUGGAGACUUCAGCCUCACUCUGAGAAACCCAGAACUGACUGACAGCGGCAACUACACCUGCUCCUUAGCUGAUAUAAAAGAAGAGCUGAGAUGGACGGAUAUACAGCUUGAGGUCAAAGACCAGCAGGUGGAGGUAAAGGUGGAGGAAGGCUCAGAGUCCGUCCUCCUGCCCUGCAAAACAAAACCCGACCUGCCCGAGGACACCAGAGUGGAGUGGACUCGCUCUGACUUGGAACUUCUAUUGGUCCAUGUGUAUUCAAACGGUGACCACAUUAAGAACCAGGAUGGUGUUUAUAGAGACAGAACAAGGAUGAAUGAAGACCUGCUGAAAACUGGAGACCUCAGUCUGACCCUGAAAUACCCCACAGAGAGAGACAGUGGAGGAUACAUCUGCACCAUCUACAGGGACAAAGACAUCCUGAGACAGAAAGUAGUGCUGCAGGUCAAAGAACCAUUUCCAUCCUGGGCCACAGCUCUCUUGGUUCUCCUGGUUCUUCUUGUGGUUUCUGGAGGUCUUUUAUUUCAUUUCCGACAGUAUUUCAUGUCAGUUUACAAGGUGGAGGCAGAUUCAGAGGUGGAGCCUGUCCUGCUGCCCUGCAAAACCACAGUUUGCCUGCCUAAAGACGCUAAAGUGGAGUGGAAGAUUGGUUCAUACACAAAGGUCCACGUGUAUCAGAACGGCUCUGACCAACCUGAAGAACAGGACAAGAAUUAUAAAGGCCUGACAAAGAUGAAGAGAAACUUACCUGGAGACCUCAGUCUGACCCUGAAACACCCCACAGACACAAACACCUACACCUGCACUGUCUACAGCAGGGAGGGAAACAUCCUGAUGGAGAAACAAGUGGAGCUGAAAGUCAGAGUUCCCCAGGUGGAGGUGGAUUCAGGGGUGGAGUCUGUCCAGCUGCCCUUCAACACCACACUUCACCUGCCUGAAGACGCUAAGGUGGAGUGGAAGGUGAACGUUGGCAACAACUUCUACACAGUACACGUGUAUAAGAACGGCUCUGACCACCUUGAAGACCAGCUUCAGUUUUUCAGAGACCGAACGAAGAUGAAUGAAGACCUGCUGAAAACUGGAGACCUCAGUCUGACCCUGAAAUACCCCACAGAUGAUGACAGAGGCAUCUACACCUGCACCGUCUACAGCAGGGAGGGAAACAUCCUGCUGAAGAGAAAGGUGGAGCUGAAAGUCAGAGUCUGUCAGGUGGAGGUGGAGGAGGGGGCGGAGUCUGUCCAGCUGCCCUUCAAAACCACACAAAACCUGCCUGAAGAUGCUGAAGUGGAGUGGAAACGUAUUAAACCUGAACCAUCACUGAUCGUCCACGUGUAUAAGAACGGCUCUGACCAGCCUGAAGAACAGCACCAGGUUUACAGAGACCGAACGAAGAUGAACAAAGACCUGCUGAAAACUGGAGACCUCAGUCUGACCCUGAAACACCCCACAGAGAGAAACAGUGGAGAAUAUGAAUGUGUAGUUGUCAGCAAGAACAUCUGGAUAAGAUACAAAUCAGUGCAGCUAAAAGUUAAAGGGAGAGUUCAGGUCCAGGAUCAAACAGGGGACAUCAGGAACAGAAGCAUCAAAUAA